Dermacentor silvarum is the source of this 3813-nucleotide messenger RNA. RefSeq names its product alpha-N-acetylgalactosaminidase. Gene Ontology annotation, biological process: glycosylceramide catabolic process; oligosaccharide metabolic process; glycoside catabolic process. Gene Ontology annotation, molecular function: alpha-galactosidase activity. Lineage: Eukaryota; Metazoa; Arthropoda; Arachnida; Ixodida; Ixodidae. The record is from RefSeq and is a predicted model, not a curated record. The transcript has 8 exons. Gene Ontology annotation, cellular component: cytoplasm. Bases 495 to 1994 code for a protein of 499 amino acids.
CAAGACGCAUCUUCUUACGUAUUGCGCUCGACAGUCGCUGCUACAGCUAUAGGUAUAUAGGCCUGUCGCAACCGCUAAUCUUUCCUGCCGCCGCUUCGCCGCACUGACGGAUGCCGGUCGCGCAUUAUUGUUACGGUCGCCCAGCUGUCAAUCCUCCGCGUGCCUUAUAGCCAGUCUCUCCACCACCCGUCUCCAUCGCCCGACGUAACAGUUACUGGUAUUCGUGCUAAGAGGAUUCCAAGUCUCUCCACAAGCUUCCACGACAUCGUGGCGUGUGUACGUGUAAACAGCCAGGACUUUCUCUCUCCCACCUUUACUCAUUUCACACUUUUCCUCUCCCCUCGCGAGAGUUUCCAUUCUUUCAUAGCACACCGGCAAGCGUCCAGGUUUUUGGCUGGCUAACUUCGCCGCCAUCGACUACGUCGAGAGCAGCGCCCACUUUUCCGUGGCGCAGACAACCCCGCAUUCGUCGUGUCCACGCUCACAGCGUCCACAUGGGACGACGACCGGCAGCUGCUGCCGUCGGCGCGACCGCGACGCCGACCCCGAGGUGGCCGAGUCGGACUCUACGGCUCGCGCUUCUCCUGCUUAUCGGAGCGCACUCGGCUCACUGCUUGGAGAAUGGCCUUGCCAGGACGCCACCCAUGGGAUGGCUGUCCUGGGAGCGUUUCCGAUGCAACAUUGACUGCGUCAAUGAUCCCGACAACUGCAUCAGUGAGCGGCUGUUCAAGGAGAUGGCCGACGCUCUCAUAUAUGAGGGAUACCGGAAAGUCGGCUACGAGUACGUCAACAUCGACGACUGCUGGAUGACUAAGGAACGAGACGUGAACGGAAGGCUUCAGGCGAAUAGCACCCGAUUCCCCAAUGGAAUUAAGUACCUCGCCGACUUCAUGCACAUUCGUGGCUUGAAUCUGGGGAUCUACGGCGACGUAGGGACAAAGACGUGCGGAGGCUACUGUGGCAGCAAAGGUCACCUGCGCGAGGACGCUCAGACCUUCGCGGAUUGGAAUGUGGACAUGGUCAAGAUGGAUGGCUGCUUCGCCAGCAUCCGAGACUACGAGAGCCUGUACCCAGAUUUCGGUGACGCUAUCAACCGGACUGGGCGACCGAUGGUCUACUCGUGCAGUUGGCCUGCCUAUACAAAUUUGCGUAAUAUUACUACAAACUACACGUUAAUCGGCCACCACUGCAACAUGUGGCGGUACAACUACGACAUAGACGACAUUUGGCGAAGCGUGGAGGGUGUCAUCGACUACUAUGCCAAGAAUCAGAUUGUUCUGGUCCCCGCAGCCGCACCGGGACGCUGGAACGACCCGGAUAUGCUGGUCAUUGGCAAUUUCGGGUUGAGCUACGACCAGAGUAAGGCCCAGAUGGCGCUCUGGGCUAUCAUGGCCGCUCCUCUGCUCAUGUCCAACGACCUGCGCCGUACGCGCCCCGAGUUCAAGGAGAUUCUGCAGAAUAAGGCCAUCAUUGCUGUGAACCAGGAUCCACUGGGGCUAUUGGGAAGGAAAGUAAAGACGAAAGGCAGAGUGGAGACGUGGAUCCGUCCGGUGACCCCCAUGGUGGGCGAGUCCGUCUACUCGUAUGCGCUGGUUUUCUUCAAUCGAAACAACGGAGGCAACACCCGAAAGCACGUCACGCAGCUAAAGGCUUUGGGACUUGACCACCCGCUUGGGUACCGCGUGACCGACCUCUUCAAAAACAGGUUUAUGGGCGUGUACCGCCCCGACGAUUACCUGAAGGUGCGAGUCAACCCGUCGGGUGGCGUCGUCAUGGUCAAGGCGGAGGCCGUGAACCUGGCGCCUUCCAUCCAUCCAACACCGCCACUGAAUUUCUUGCCACAGCAAGGGCUGCCCGUGGGAGGUACCGGAAUUACGGGCGGCACCACGCAGCCACCACAGCUACAGUACCUGCCCCCUCAGAGCAUCGGAAACGGAAUCGACGCGCCGUCUGGUUCCGCUGUGGGCGCCGAAAGUUUGAAGCAGAGGCUCUAGUUUCCUAAGGUUCAGAGCAUGGCGUCUACGGGAAGCGUCUGAAGUCAGCCACCAUCGACAUAGCGUCGUUGCUUGAGGGUGUGGACUCCGCGAUGAAAAACUUUCGACUAAUGUGCUCUCCACAGAUGGCUGUAGAGCGUUGAACAGUGUUUGCUGACAAGGAGUCAUUUUAACGCGACAGCGUUAAGGGCGCGGUGUCGCAGAAAAUCCGGCGUCGGCGCCGGCGUGGAUGUCGGCGUCCGUGGCAGAGAAAAGCAUCCCCAACCACCCCGACCCCCGACCGCGCAGGCCCUCUGCGUGGCGGAAGGUGUUAGUGAACAAAAAUUGAAUUUCUCAGAAUGAAAUCCGUCAGGAAAAUGGUAAAGUACGGCUUAACCACAACCUACAGACAUGGUGGCGUCGGAUUUCAAUUUGAAUCUACGAGAAAACAUAAUUCUCUUACGAGGAAACUCAAACACAAACCCCUUUUCCAGCAUUUCUACCAUACCAACAGCGGCGCGCUCGAAUAGGUUAGUUGCGAAAUUCAUAUCCGGAUGGCGCUCGCAUCUUCGGUAGGUCAAAUUGGGACUUCGCCUGCCUAAUGCGUUUUGGACACGCGCGCGCGUCGGGGCAAUAGCAAAUAAUUAAUAAAAUAAUAAAUAAUAGAAAAGGGCUAGGGCCUUCACAUUUUAAUAUAAGACGAGUUAUAUUGCCCCUGAAAAAAAGUAUUUCCUGCAAUGCAUUUUUGUUUAAAAGUGAAGCCGACUUUAAGCGGGUCGGUGUAAGCUUGAUCUUUGUAAGCUGGCUUUCUCACGUUCUGUGUUGCAGAGAAGAGUACUCAAAGUAAAAUGCGAUGCGUACAGGGCCCAAUAACGCUAUCGCGUUCCUCUCUUAAAGGCGAAGCUCAAGGGUCCUCCAAUUUUUAUUUGCCCUAGAUCAUGACUUGGGCUAGACAGAUAGAUGUUAGUGAGGCAACUAGAAUUGACCUUAGUGAGGAAGGUAUGUAGCUGGUUGAAAGUUUGCUUGUUCGCGUUACAUUUCUCGCUAUUUCCAACAAGGCAUCACUCAGGCUAAUUAUGAUCGGUCACUGCACGUACUAUUGAAUAAGUUAAAAAAAUGACAAAAGUGAGGAUUUAAAAAAAUGUGAUUACGAAUAGAAUAACGUGCGCCAUUGCUCUAUUGGUCGUUACCUUCAUUGGAUAGCUUCACUAGCAGACGAGCAGUGUGCGAACGUAAACCUUAAGUUGUGUUCAGUGCUAGUACACAUUGUUCGGUGGUCUGUUCGAUACAGCGAACAAGGGUCCUUUGUCCGGUUGCGGUUGAUUGCCUCGGUCUCAUAAGCUAUGAAAUUGAAUUUAACUUCUGCUACUUGAUGCGGCGGGCAUACCAAACAGCCACUGAAUCAACAGAACGUUUAAACGUCAAAGUCAGUAAAGUGGUCGCUGUAUGGUUUGGUAGCGAUGUCAUAAGAUGUUUGUUGACCUAAAUAGUCGAAUCUGAGCUGCCAAAGCUCACAACGAUAAAAUCAUGCGUGACUGCUUGAAGUCUGCUGGUGACGGCAGUCGACCGCUUCGAUAGUCGUAGAAAAGCCAUACUUUGUUCUUUCGCCACAAACUGAUACUUCGAUUGGACCUACUUCGAUUGCGGACACCAGUGACGAGAUGUGAUACUCGGGAAAGAAAGGGGAUUUGUUUGACUGACGCUGUAUUCACUGCUUUCUUCGCUGUCUUUGUUAUAGUUUUCUUUUGACACUGCUGUUUUGAUUUUGAAGGCCAGCAGGCUCCCUUGACGCCAGUUUCGAAUGUUAACUAGAUUCUUGAAUAAAGUGCGUUGACUCGAU